Messenger RNA from Paramecium sonneborni, 469 nucleotides. The record is from the annotation of a GenBank genome assembly. NCBI's taxonomy places the organism in Eukaryota, Ciliophora, Oligohymenophorea, Peniculida, Parameciidae.
AUAAAAAUGAUUUAAUCUGAAGAUCAAUAAUGUAGUAAUAACUCAAUCGAUACUCUUCAACAAUAUGCAAAUUAACUUGAAUAAGCUAUUAUUCAAAAACAAUAAAGUAUUGAAGCUUAGAGGGUGAAAUUUUUUGAAAUAAUAAAAAAGUAAAAUUUUAAAGUAAAUUAGGAUUUCUUUUGAUUUUGAUAUACAUAAUAUUGAACCUGAAUAGAUUGAGAAAUAUUUAAAAUCUAUAGCUUUGAUACCUGAAGAUUUUGAUGAACCAUUAAUAAAAAAGAAAAAUAAAAAUAAUAUAAUUCGAAUAAAGAUGGUUUAAGAAUAAUAAGUAAUUUAAGAAGUGCCAUCAAAAUAGAAAAGAAAAUACACAAAGAAAUAACCAUCUGAAGAAAAGUAAUAAUAAAAAAGAAAGAGAAGAACAAAAAAAGAAAUGGAGAAAGCAAGAAUGCAAGAGUAAUAAUAAUAAUGA